ACCAUGGCUGACAGAGCUGCUGCUGAACGGGCUUGUAAAGACCCCAACCCCAUCAUCGAUGGCAGGAAAGCCAACGUGAACCUGGCGUACCUGGGUGCCAAGCCGCGGAUAAUGCAGCCAGGUUUUGCCUUUGGUGUCCAGCAGCUUCAUCCAGCUCUCAUACAGAGGCCUUUUGGGAUACCUGCUCACUAUGUCUAUCCACAGGCUUUUGUCCAGCCUGGAGUGGUAAUUCCCCAUGUUCAGCCCGCAGCAGCCGCUGCUUCCACUACGCCUUACAUCGAUUACACCGGAGCUGCAUACGCCCAGUACUCGGCCCCCGCG
Molecule: messenger RNA, 321 nt
Organism: Phaethon lepturus (White-tailed tropicbird)
Lineage: Eukaryota; Metazoa; Chordata; Aves; Phaethontiformes; Phaethontidae
Gene: RBM24
Product: RNA binding motif protein 24
Exons: 3
Cellular component (GO): cytosol
Molecular function (GO): mRNA 3'-UTR binding
Source: RefSeq, a predicted model, not a curated record